UCAAGCUGUUAUGGCUGGAGGGAAGCCUCUCCCAUCCUGAACUCCCUCAGUUCCUCUCCCUGUAAGUCACACACAAGGACAGCCUCUGACCUCCAAUCUGGCCCUGCACCCUGUGGGGGCCCUGACCUCCCCCCAGUCCAGGUCCCCAUCCCGGCCUUGGCAAUGACCCUGGCGGCUUCCUCCCAGCGCUCCCAAAUCAUUCGCUCCAAGUUCCGUUCUGUCCUCCAGCUGCGGAUUCACAGACGCUGCUAUCAGGACCCGAUCUCGGAUUCAGAUCCGUGGAUCUCAGCCUCAGGCCCCGCCGCUGGGGCCCCAGUCUCUCCCUCGGGCCCUACCCCUUUCCUCUUCAGCCCUGGGGUCCUGCUCCCUGAGCCAGAAUACUGCUUGUGGAAGUCUCCGAAGAAGGAGUCCUCUAAGAUCACCCAACGUUGGAGGGACCCCAAGCCCAAGGGGAACUUGACCUACCAUCAAUACAUGCCCCCAGAGCCAAGACAAGGGUCCAGGGGAGAGCUUCAGGCUGAGGGGACGGCUCUGGGACCCCCUGGGCCACCUCUGUGGGAAGGGACAAACUCACAGCAACCACAUCCUAGGUAUGGCCCCCCUUCCACUCCCUCCCCACCUGCAGCCCCCAGCCCAUCGCCUCUCCCACACAAGCUGGAGCUUCAGACCCUUAAACUGGAGGAGCUGACGGUCUCAGAGCUUCGGCAGCAGCUGCGCCUACGGGGUCUCCCGGUGUCGGGGACCAAGUCGAUGCUCUUGGAGCGCAUGCGCGGCGGCGCUCCGCCCCGCGAGCGGCCGAAACCGCGGCGCGAGGACUGUCCCGCCGGGGCUCCCUGGCCGCGCCUCAGGCCCAAGGCCCUAGGAGCCGCCCGGCGACAGGGCACGCUUAAGUCAGCCCCAGCGUCUGAUCUGCCGCCUCUUCCGCGAGCCUCUGACACCCUCGUGGCAGCUCCGGCUCCAGCUCCAUCCCUGACCCCUUCCUCAGCACCGACGUCUGCGGCCCUGACUCUAGAGGAGGAGCUGCAGGAAGCGAUCCGGAGGGCGCAGUUGCUUCCGAACCGGGGCAUCGAUGACAUCCUGGAGGAUCCGGUGGAGCCUGAGGACCUGCUCCCCCCUAUCCCCCUGGACUUCCCCGGCUCCUUCGACGUGCUGUCCCCCUCCCCGGACUCUGAAGGCCUCUCAUCUGUCUUCUCUUCCUCACUCCCCUCCCCCACGAACUCCCCUUCCCCCGCUCCCAGGGGCCCCAUGGACUCCUUGGACUGGCUAGAGGCUCUGAGCGGGGGUCCCCCGCUUGGCUGUGGGCCCCCAGCCCCCAGCAUCUUCUCUGCCGACUUCUCUGACUCCAGCGGCACCCGGCUGUGGGACCUACUGGAGGAUUCAUGGUGAUGGAAUCCUGGUUUCCAGAGACUGAGAGCUGGUGGGGUUAGGGAGGUGGUGGAGGAGAGACUUCCUGAGGAAAGGGGAUGGAUCAAUCAACACAGCCCCUCCCACCACAAACACGGGAUCUGAGACAACCCCUCUCACCACCUAACCCCGCAAAGGAUGCCAAUUUGCCAAACUACAGGCCUUUGCCUGCCUGACCUGCAUAUGAUCCCCCUCAUAGAUGUGUGGUUGGAGGUUCCUCAGCUGCUGAUCAGGGUAAACAAACUGCUUGCUGCUUCCUUCAGAAACCUCAUGGAUGUUUUCAUUCCCACUUUUCCUCCCCCACCCUCUGACUACAUGGCCGCCUGUUGUCAGGGGAUCUGGAAGGAGGUCUCUGCUUUUUGAAUGCAGGAGAGAGGCAGGGAAGAGUGGGGAGGGAGAAUAAGUGAGCCAGACCCCUGGGUUUUCAUUGUUGUCGUUGUUAGGUGCAGUAGAGUCCAUUUCGACUCAUGGUGACCCCAUAUGUGCAGAGUAGGCCUGUGCUCCAUAGGGUUUUCAAGGCUGUAGCCUUUCAGAAGCAGAUCACCGGGCCUGUCUUUUGAGGCUCCUCUGUUGUUUUUUGCCAUCAAAUAGAUAACGACUCAUAGUGACCCUGUAGGACAGAGUGGAACUGCCCCUUAGGGUUUCCAAGGCUGUAAAUCUUACGGAAGCAGACUGCCUCAUCUUUCUCCCAUGGAGAAGCUGGUGGGUUCAAAUCACUGACCUUUUGGUUAGCAGCCAAACGCUUAACCACGGUGCCAUCAGGGUUCCUUGAGGCAUCUGUAGAUGGGUUCAAACUGCCAACUUUUUUGUUAGUAGUGGAGCACUUAAUUGUUUGUACCACCCAGGGACUCCAGGUUUUCAUUAGAGGUGAAAAUGUCAGAAGCCAAGUGUCUGGGGUCAGAUUCUUUUGGAAGCAGACCCUAUAACAAGAUUCAUGUGCCAAUGGUUUAUUAAAGAAGUGUUCCCAGUGUGGUGCAAAUGGUUUGCACUUGACUCCUAACCUAAAGGUUGGUGGAUUGAACCCACUCAAUGGCACUGCAGAGGAAAGGCCUGGUGUUCUGCUUCCAUAAAAAUUACAGCCAAGGAACUCCUAUGGAGCAUGGGGUCACCAUGAAUUGGCAUCAACUCAGUGGCGAUGGGUUUGAGUUUUUAAAAUUUUUCUUCCUACUGGAGAAACCAGUAAAGGAGUAAGGCAAACAGGACAGUGAAGGGGAAGAAGACAAGCAAGAGUGCGACUUCAAGUGAAGUUCCAGCCUCAGCCUGAUUAUGUGGGGAGCUCAGGAGCUUAAAUUACAUCCCAGACUUAAAUUACAUCCCAGACUUAAAUUACAUCCCAGACUCUUUCUCACCUUGAAGUAAAGGAGCUGGGUCUUUGAAUCUCCCCAUUUUGGUUUAUUAUUGCCGAAUAACAAACUAUCUCCAAACUUCAGAGUCUUAGAGCGAUAUCUGUGGUCUCUCACAAGUCCACGGGUGGACUAGGCUUGACUGGGUGGUUCUUCAGCUCCAUGUGAUGUUAACUAGGAAUGUAGUCUUCUGGAUGCCUAAAAAAUGGCAUGGCGGCAGCAUCUGACCUCCUCUAAUUUCACAAGGGGGAAGGAGAAUCUGGAUAACAGCCCAAGGCUGGCUCCAAGGCAGAGGUCAGACAUACCUUCUUUCUCUGGCAUCUUUACCAAUUCUAACACCGUCUGUCCCUCCCAUGACACUCUACUUCUCUGCUGGGUUUGAUAACUCAUUGCAGUGGCCACACAGAGCUCACAGACAAUACUCAUGAUUAUGGUGUUUAUUAGGAAAGUAACUGGUUGUAGUUCAGGUUCCAGAAUGCUCAGGAUACAGUUCUUUGAUCAGAACAGACUCUUCCCAGCUAUGCCUGCAGGCAGGUCUCUCCCUGGCCCUUGAUUCCUCAGUCCCUUGGCCUGGCCUCUGCCCUGCCUGGGCAAGUGUUACUAAGCUCUUUUAGCUCUGCUGAUAAGUGCCCAGAGGCACCCCACCCCGGCAGUAAGCCUUGGCCCAAAGACACUCAGCUCUAGCUCUGUGGGUUUAGCAAACCUAGCUUCACCAAGUGCCCAAAGGCACCCUACUCUGCCAGCAAGACUCCUGCCCAAAGGUGCUCAGCUUUCUCACUCCGUGAGCUGGGAAUCCCACUGUGCCAUUUUCUGCCUCUGCUGCCACCGUUUUCUGCCACCGCUUCUCACUGUCCUCAUUGGUACAGCUCUCUCAGUCUCCUGGUUCCAGGAGCUUCUCAGCACAGGGAUCCUGGGUUCAAAGGAUGAGCUCCACUCCUGGUUCUUCUUUCUUGGUGGUGGUGAGAUCCUCUCCUCCCGCCUCUGGGAUGGCUUAUUUUAAGCCUAGCGGGAUGGCAAAACUGAUCAAUCCCUUCCUGUGGGUUCCAUAUAUAUUGCUUGCAGUCGCAUUCAAUCACUGUGUGUGAAUCACAAAGACUAUGGCUGAAAGGGCCGUAUUAGGUAAUUCAUUGCACUGCAAUGCCCAACUGCACUGCCAAGAUGGUGCAAUCAGACACAUUCGGCACCUUGUUGGGGAUGGCUAGGAGACUGGGCUCAGCUGGGUUGCUGGGACAUCUGGACCUCUCUUGUCCUCUGUGUGGUCUCACCACUCUCUCCUGCUCCAGGUGAUCUCUCCAACAGGGUAGCUGGACUUCUUACAUGGCAGAUCAGGGCUCCCAGCAGUAAGCAUUUCCAUGGAAGGAGGCAGAAGCUGCCAGUCUCUUAAAGACUAGGUCUGGAACUAGCCUAACAUCACUUUCACCAUAUUCCAUUGAUUAAUACAAGUCAGACCAGCCCAGAUUGGAUAUGGAAGGGGACAACAUGAGCGGAGUCCUUGGGUGGCACAAGCAGUUAAGCUUGGCUACUAACCAAAGAGUUGGUGAUUCAAGUCCACCUAGAGGUGUCUUGGAAGAAAGUCCCAGUGACCUGCUUCCCAAAGGUCACAGCCAUUGAACACCCUAUGGAGUGCAAUACUACUCUGCACACAUGGGGUCACCAUGAGUCAGAAUCAACUCGACUGCAGUGUUUUUUUUUUUCUUUUCUUUUUAUUGUUUCUAACCACACAAGAGUGGGAAUGCUGGAAGCAUGGUUAUUGGGGGACAUACUUGGAGACUUGCCACUAUACCAUACCCUAUAUUAGUUUUCUAGAGCUACCAUAACAAAGUACCACUCACAGAGUGGCCUAAAAUAACAGUAAUUCUUUCACAGUUCUGGAAGCCAGAAGUCCAAGAUCAAAGUGUUGAUAAUUCCCUGCUCCCUCUGAAGCCUCUAGGGGAAGACGCUUCCUUCCUCUUCCAGUUGCUGAUGGCUUUGGGUGCUCCUUGGAAGCAGACUGCUACAUCUUUCUCUCAAGGAGCAGCUGGUGGGUUUGAACUGCCAAUCUUUUGGCAGCCAAGCAUGCAACCACUGCGCCACCAGGGUUCCUUAGUCUGGAGAAAGUACUGUAAUAUUGAGAUCCAUAAAAAUCUUUGCAAAUGUUGGCUUUUUCAUCCAGACAUAUAAUAGAUUUGAACUGCUCCUAAGAUGUACUUAGGAUCUCAGAGGUGCCCACAUAAUAAACUCUCCGCAUGGCUCUGUUCAACAGUAGUUAAAUAAAUAUUAUUUUAUUGAUGCCUAUGUGAUGUUUACAAGUGUAUCCUCCAAGAGAAAAGGAUGUUGUAGGAUGUGUUCACUAUCCAGCAUGUAGCAGAUGUGCCACAAAUAUUUACUGAAAAAAAUGAAUGGAAUCUCAAGCUCAUUGAGCCAUGCUGGCCACUUAGUUCUCAGUUGUAAUCGUCUCAGGCCCAGGAAGCUAGGGUUGCAGAGGGAGGGCAUAUGGUCUUGGAUGCACCUAACCAGUAUGUUUCUUUAAAAACGGUUUGUGCCGUGCUACUUACUGAAUGGUUGGCGGUUCAAACCCAACCUUUGGCUCCAUGGAAGAAAGGUCGGGUGAUCUACUUCUGAAAAUUCAUGGCCACUGAAAACUCUGUGGAGCCCAGUUCUACUCUGAAACACGUGGGGUUGCCAUGAGUCAGAAUUGAUGGCAACAGGCUUGGUUUUUUGGUUUCUGGGUCGACUGAUAAUGCAACAUCAUGAUAAACAGAGAAAAGAUUGAAGUUGUGAAGGAUUUCAUUUUACUCGAAUCCACAAUCAGCGCCCAUGGAAGAAGCAGUCAAGAAAUCAAAAGACACCUUGCAUUGGGCAAAUCUGCUGCAAAAGACCUCUUUUAAAGUGUUGAAAGGCAAGGAUGUCACCUUGAAGACUAAGGUGUGCCUGACCCAAGCCAUGGUAUUUUCAGUUGCUUCAAAUGCAUGCGAAAGCUGGACAAUGAAUAAGGAAGACCUGAGAAGAACUGAGGUCUUUGAAUUUUGGUGUUAGCAAAGAAUAUUGAAUAUACCAUGGACUGCCAAAAGAAUGAACAAAUGUGUCUUGGAAGAAAUACAACCAGGAUGCUCUUUAGAAGCAAAGAUGGCAAGACUACAUCUCACAUACUUUGGACAUGUUAUCAGGAGGAACCAGACUCUGGAGAAGGGCAUCAUGCUUGGUAAAGUACAGGGUCAGUGUAAAAGAGGAAGGCCCUCAAUGAGAUGAAUUGACACAUUGGCUGCAACAAUGAGCUCAAGCAUAACAAGGAUUGUGAGGAUGGCAAAGGACUGGCCAGUGUUUUGUUCUGUUGUACAUAAGGUUGCUAUGAGUCAGAACUGACUCUAUGGUACCUAACAACAGCAACAGUUGGACUAAUUUAAAAUAGUGAGCCUUCUGAAUGGACACAGUCCCAACAACACACGACUUGGUGAGUAGACUGUGGGCUUCAUUUAAUUUCUACUUGCUCCCUCGGCCAGGUACUUUUAGAUAGUGAACAACCUACACAACAGUUUGGAGCAUCCUUGUGUCUAUUCUACAGCUGUUCUCCCUUUCUUCUAGUUUUCUUUCUGCUAGCCACCGUGUCCUUCAGAGGGGACUGAGCAACUCCCCAGUGCAGGAGAUGAGUAUUGUUUCGAGGCUAAGCCAAUUCCAGUGGGCUUCUUGUCUUGCUGCAUGCUGGGUUACAUGGUUAUGUGACAAAAUUUUAGCCAAUCAGAUAUGAAGGUAAGUUGCUGGAGGGCUUACAGUAAGAAUGAGCUUUUUUCUGCCUCUUGUGGAAAGUCAUCAUGUGGCAGCCAUCUUGGGAGCUUGGGGGAGGCAGGCUAAGUGUAGACCAUCGCACGGCUAGAAGAUAAAUGGAACUGGGGGACACUGAUGACGUAGUUGAGCUGCUGGAUUAACUAACCCUGGACAUGAACCACCUUUGAUCUUGCCAUAUGACACCCAUGGAUAUGUUGUUUAAAUAGUUUAGUUGGGACUUCCGUUACUUGCAGCCCAAAGCAUCCUGAUACAAGAGGGAAGUUCCUGGCAUAUGUAACAUUAUGUUCCUCAAGCCUUGGAACUGGCCUUGGGGGAGCCACAAGUGGGAGGAGAGAGCCAAAG
This is a messenger RNA of Loxodonta africana (African savanna elephant), 6851 nucleotides long. RefSeq names its product MEF2 activating motif and SAP domain containing transcriptional regulator (gene MAMSTR). Gene Ontology annotation, cellular component: nucleus. The coding region runs from base 163 to 1386 and encodes 407 amino acids. The record is from RefSeq and is a predicted model, not a curated record. Gene Ontology annotation, molecular function: transcription coregulator activity. Lineage: Eukaryota; Metazoa; Chordata; Mammalia; Proboscidea; Elephantidae. Gene Ontology annotation, biological process: regulation of transcription by RNA polymerase II. The transcript has 9 exons.